GAGCGCCGCUGCGUUAGCGCCGCCCCCGCCUCGGAGGUCUGCAACGGCCGCGUCCCUACGGCAGCCCCAGAGCGGGGCCCGGGCGGGCGGCGGCGGCGGAGCAUGGCCAGGCCCCUGCUGCUGCCCAUGGCCACAGGCAUGGCGGCUGCCGCAGCCCCAACCAGCACUGUGGGGGCACUGCCGGCAGCCGAGCCCAGAGCCAGCUGAGGACCAGCCUCCCUCCCCUGGACCAUCGUGGUUACCAGCUCCUGUCCCGUUCGGAUCCCUCCUGGAGCAGCUGCCCUUGCCCUGCCGCCGCCAUGAACGGGCUGUCCAUCAGCCAGCUCUGCUGCCUGUUCUGCUGCCCGCCCUGCCCCAGCCGCAUCGCUGCCAAGCUGGCCUUCCUGCCGCCGGAGCCCACCUAUGCCGUGGUGCCGGAGCCGGAGCCCGUGGGCAGCACCAGCACCGGCUCCCUGCGAGGUGUCACCCGCUGGAAGCUGCACCUGAAGGACCGGGCGGACUUCCAGUAUUCCCAGCGGGAGCUGGACAACAUCGAGGUGUUCGUCACCAAGAGCAGCCGAGGGAACCGUGUCGGCUGCAUGUACGUCCGCUGUGUGCCGGGAGCCAGGUACACGGUGCUCUUCUCUCACGGCAACGCUGUGGACCUGGGGCAGAUGAGCAGCUUCUACAUCGGGCUGGGCACCCGCAUCAACUGCAACAUCUUCUCCUAUGACUACUCAGGCUACGGCGUGAGCACGGGCAAGCCCUCGGAGAGGAACCUGUACUCUGACAUCGAUGCUGCAUGGCAGGCGCUGCGGACACGGUAUGGGAUCAGCCCGGAAAACAUCAUUUUAUAUGGCCAGAGCAUCGGCACAGUGCCCACAGUGGAUCUGGCAUCCCGCUACGAGUGUGCUGCCAUCGUGCUGCAUUCACCACUCACCUCUGGCAUGAGAGUCGCCUUCCCUGAGACCAAGAAGACCUACUGGUUCGAUGCCUUCCCCAACAUUGAGAAGAUCUCCAAAAUCACCUCUCCCGUCCUCAUCAUCCAUGGCACGGAGGACGAAGUCAUCGACUUCUCUCAUGGCCUGGCACUGUUUGAACGCUGCCCCAAGGCCGUGGAGCCACUGUGGGUGGACGGGGCCGGGCACAAUGACAUUGAACUCUACAGCCAGUACCUCGAGCGCCUUCGGAAAUUCAUCUCCCAGGAGCUGGCCAGCCAACGCAACUAGCCAUGGGGCAAGGGGGGGUCCCAGGCUCUCACUGUGCUCCCCAGUCUCUGCUGCUGGAGGUGCAGUGAGUUUGUACAGCCUCAGGAGAGGGCAGGAGGCCCUGCAGUGGAUGGUGCGUUCCCUCUUGGACACGAGCACAACUCUCUCCUGGUGGCACCACUGGCAAGAGAUGGCAGCUCCCUCCUUCCCCCUUCCUCAGAGCCCAUCAGAUGGCCUAUCCUUGGCUUUGGACACGUCCUCAUCCCCUCUCCUAAACCAGCGAACUCCUGAAUCCCUCCUGGCUGCUCUGCUGCUCUGACUAUAGCAAUAAGGCAAGCUGGAGAGGGCUGGGGGGGUCCGGCCUCCGCCCCAGGGAUGGGAUGGAGGACGUGGCAGUUCCUGCUCUGGACUGAGCUUUCCCAGUGGUGGCACUGGGGUGCCUGGUGUUCACCUGUGCCUGGGGCAGAGCUAUGUCCCCAAGGGGAGUCUGGGGACAGGCGGAGGAGGUGUCCCUGUCCCACAGGCUCCAGUCUGGCUCCGCUCUGCCCUUUCAGAGCGCUCCCCAUGUUCAGGUCAUCCCUGGAACCUCCUCUGUAGCCCUGGGAAACAGGGCGAGAGCACCAGGCACUGAAUAAAGAGCAGAGGUUGAAUGUUUUA
Messenger RNA from Melopsittacus undulatus (budgerigar), 1844 nucleotides. It is a transcript of the gene ABHD17A, whose product is annotated as abhydrolase domain containing 17A, depalmitoylase. The transcript is spliced from 5 exons. Gene Ontology annotation, biological process: regulation of postsynapse organization; protein depalmitoylation. The coding region runs from base 300 to 1208 and encodes 302 amino acids. Gene Ontology annotation, molecular function: palmitoyl-(protein) hydrolase activity. Gene Ontology annotation, cellular component: endosome membrane; plasma membrane. The record is from RefSeq and is a predicted model, not a curated record. NCBI's taxonomy places the organism in Eukaryota, Metazoa, Chordata, Aves, Psittaciformes, Psittaculidae.